Messenger RNA from Cajanus cajan (pigeon pea), 1079 nucleotides. Its product is annotated as methyl jasmonate esterase 1. The record is from RefSeq and is a predicted model, not a curated record. Gene Ontology annotation, biological process: jasmonic acid metabolic process; salicylic acid metabolic process. Lineage: Eukaryota; Viridiplantae; Streptophyta; Magnoliopsida; Fabales; Fabaceae. Gene Ontology annotation, molecular function: methyl indole-3-acetate esterase activity; methyl salicylate esterase activity; methyl jasmonate esterase activity.
AGUAGAAUUCAGAAGAGAGGACCAAGACUCGGUUUCUAUCAGCAAAAGUCAUCAACGAAUUAAGGAAAGAAAGCCAAGGCCAAAAUUAUGAAGAUGCUUAAUCAGGAGAGGUACUUUGUGAUGAUCCUUGUUUUAUUAUUUCAUUGUUUAUGUGUUAAUGGAAAGCAUUUUGUGUUGGUCCAUGGAGCCCUUCAUGGUGCAUGGUGUUGGCAUAAGGUUGCCACUCACUUGAAAUCAAGUGGUCAUGAUGUGACAACUCUAGACAUGGCUGCUUCUGGUAUCAAUCCAAGGAAGAGGGAAGAGGUUGAUUCAGUUGCAAAGUACCAUGAGCCUUUGAUGUCAUUCAUGGCAUCUCUUCCUCCAAAGGAAAAGGUCAUUUUGGUUGGUCAUAGUCUUGGUGGUCUAUCAGUUUCUAUUGCCAUGGAAAAUUAUCCUGAAAAAAUCUCUGUUGCAGUUUUUGCCACUGCAGUUGUUGUCACUCAAAAACUCACCUACAUAGCUUAUAAUCAAGAGCUAACAAGAAGAUUGGGUUUCAAUAUUGCAGAUCAACAAUAUUUCAUAUUGAAUGGGACUAACAGUUACAGAGCUCCGAUCCUCUCAUCACUUGGAGUCGAAUUUUUAACUAACCUGUACAAAUUAUCACCACCUGAGGAUUUGACACUUGCAUUUUCCUUGGUGAGGCCUUUACCUCCUUUUUCGAGCAAUGUUAAAUUGUUGAAGGAACAAACAGCAGUUACCAAUUACAAGAAUGGAAGGGUUCCUAAAAUCUUCAUCAUCAGUGGAAAAGAUAGUUCACUCACAGAGGACUUUCAAAGAUGGACAAUUGAAAACACUGGUCCAUACGCUGAGGUGAAAGUGAUAAAGGAUUCAGAUCACAUGGUCAUGUCUUCCGAACCAAAAGAGCUUAGCUAUGAACUAAUAAAGAUUGCUUACAAAUAUUAAUCUUUAAAUGCUUAUGUACUGCACAAUAAAUAAAACAUGUUUAUGUAUCAUGUAUCUUAAAAACACUCGAUAACUUUUAAUCAUCGUUAUAAUAAUAAAAUAAGUGUAUGCUUCCAUAGUGUGGAGAGCUUUUGUAA